CAGCAGAUCAGCAAAAACACCAACAAAUAGUAAACAAAACAAAGCAAAGCCAGUCAAAGUUGUGCAAAGUUAAAUAAUGCGGAAUGCAAUUAUUGGACUUAAAUACCGAUUGUUUAUUGAAAAUCUUUAAUUAUUGUGAUGAAAAAGAUUUAAUAAAUCUAUCACGGGCCCAUCGUACACUCCACAAUGUAAUCGAUAACAAUAUAUUCCAUAAAUUAACACUGGAUCUGCUAAUGUGUGGCCAUCGCCAUCAACCAGACAUAAUAAAACGCACCCAUUCCUAUUUAUCCUAUGCCAAUCGUUUGAAAAUUGCUAGAAACUGGCUAAAUGGCUGUUAUCGUGAGCAGCAAUAUUUCCAUCGUUCCAAAAUGUUUGCCACCAAAUUGCAUUUGGAACGUAAUUGGCUAUAUGUUUCCUAUGCUGGUUACCUUAGUCAACAUAAACGCCUAAAGGCCGAAGCUUUGCAAAGACGUUAUCAUCAGGAAAUCACCACCAGCAACCGUGCCGACAUUGCCGACUUUAUAAAAAAGAAUGAUAGCAUUUUCGCCGGACGCGUAACGGGCAGUUGUUUUAUUUAUGAAGAUGGCUAUGCCUAUGAACAACAAUUACACCCACCCAAAGAGUAUUUACGCUGUGUGGACUUUGCUGGUCAAAUGUAUGCCACCAGCACGGAUAAUUUUGGUAAAAUAUGGCGUCGUGAGGAGGAGUUGGGUUUGAUUAAUUUGGAUUUGGUGAAAAAUUUAAAACAUUCUUAUAAGACUAUGCGUUUUAAUGCUGCAGGAGAUCGUUUGUUUGGUGGUCUUUAUACUUCCACCUCUAGACGUGCCUUGCAAGAAAUUGACUUGGAAAGUGGUUGCGAACAGGCUCUCAAUUCCAAUACUAUAUCCAUUUAUGAUCUCAAACUAAAGGAUGAAAAUACUCUCUUCACCGCCAACUUUGAUACCAGUUUUCGUCUUUAUGAUCGUCGUUCGGAUCGUGAUGAAAUGAUUUGGGAAGAUCCUUUUGAUUCAUCAUUCUUUUGCCUUGAAUAUGAUGGUCUCUAUGGGGUAUUGUGUGGCACUAAAUAUCACAGUCGUGUUAAUCUCUAUGAUAUACGUAAACCAGACAAACACAUGCAAUUGUAUUUUCCCCAAAUCAAUCGAAGACGUCGUGCUAAUGGAGGAGGAGAAUUUAAAUCAUCACCCGUUUAUAGUUUGGCCUGUGAUUGUCGUUAUUUAUUUGUGGCCACUGAUCAUAAUGUUCAUGUACUUGAUUUUAAAGUAGACUGUGCUGUGAGCCGGGAUUAUCGUGAUAUAUUCCGACAAAUGUAUCGUAUUUAAAGUAUUUUAUGCCAUUUUAUUAUAACAUAUACAUAUAUAUAAUGUUUCCUCUUGAAUGUAUUCUAAUUAUUAUUUUUAUGUUUUUAAUGGUUUUUUUUGUUUUAAUAAAGACUACCACCCCCUGUUUCAAAA
Molecule: messenger RNA, 1451 nt
Organism: Lucilia sericata (common green bottle fly)
Lineage: Eukaryota; Metazoa; Arthropoda; Insecta; Diptera; Calliphoridae
Product: F-box/WD repeat-containing protein 4-like
Exons: 3
Coding region: 84-1319 (411 amino acids)
Biological process (GO): SCF-dependent proteasomal ubiquitin-dependent protein catabolic process
Cellular component (GO): SCF ubiquitin ligase complex
Molecular function (GO): protein binding
Source: RefSeq, a predicted model, not a curated record